Messenger RNA from Endocarpon pusillum Z07020, 1410 nucleotides. RefSeq lists its product as uncharacterized. The record is from RefSeq and is a predicted model, not a curated record. NCBI's taxonomy places the organism in Eukaryota, Fungi, Ascomycota, Eurotiomycetes, Verrucariales, Verrucariaceae. The transcript has a single exon. The coding region runs from base 1 to 1410 and encodes 469 amino acids. Gene Ontology annotation, molecular function: oxidoreductase activity.
AUGUUUUCCAAAUUGCUCUCUUUUGCGGCACUAUCCUUCUUCUCUCUCCUUCUGGCCAACCCUGCCACUUCCCAUUCUGUCUCCUUCAACGAAGCUGACUAUGACCCCUCUCACGUUGUGACAAAAGACUUUCUGGUCCUCGGUGGUGGCGCGAGCGGCACAUAUGCGGCUGUCCGCCUGAAAGACCACGAUCAAUCUAUCGUCCUCAUAGAGCGCAACAAUCGUCUCGGCGGCCACACUCGCACAUAUAUUGACCCUGAGACUGGCGGAACGAGCGAUAUUGGCGUGCUCAUUUACCAGAAUUUCACAACCACAAUCAACUUUUUCAAACGCUUCGACAUCCCACUAAGCACCUUCGUCGGCAAUGGUCCCUUCGAAAGCAAAUACGCCGACUUCGCUACCGGCGAAGCUAUGCCCAAUUACACACUCCCUGACUUCCUCACGGGAUUCAAAAAGUAUUUCGAAACCCUAACACAAUAUCCAUACCUCGAAUACGGCUGGAACUUGACCUACCCGGUCCCAGACGACCUACUGAUGCCAUUUGGCGACUAUGUGACCAAGUACGGCCUCGAGGACGCGGCGCUAAUGAUAUUCGAGUACGCACAAAGCCAAGGGAACAUACUCGAUCAGCCCACCAUCUAUGUGGCCAAAUACUUCGGCGUCAGUAAUGGCGACGCCUUUGUGAACGGAUAUCUCAGUACAGCCCGCCGCAACAACUCGGAGCUCUACUCCAAGGCUCUCGAGUCCCUGGGCUCGGACGUCCUGCUCAGAAGCCACAUCCUCAGUCUGAAGCGCUCGGACUCUGGCGUCCGUGCUGUUGUCAGCACACCUACAGGUAAUAAACUUAUUAAAGCAAAGAAAUUAGUCUCCUCUAUCCCACCGAAACUCAGCCAUCUCACCGGCUGGGAUCUGACCAACAAGGAACUGCAGCUAUUCGGCCAAUUCAAUAACUCUGCUUAUUGGACAGCACUUGUAACGGAUACUGGCCUCGAUAACAACAUCACCUACAUCAACGUCCAGCCCAAUGCGGUUCUCAAUAUUCCGCGCCUGCCGGAGGGCUAUGUUGUGUCCCCUACAGGAAGCAUUAAAGACGUUUUUCAUAUAUACUAUGGUAGUCCAUCGUCAUUGCCUGAGCACCAGAUCCGCAAGGCAAUGAUUAAAGACGUUAACGUCGUACAGAAGUUGCAGGGGGUGUCGAUGAGAAAGCCGAAAUUCUUGAUCCUGGAGCAACAUGUCCCGUUCCAGUGCGCAGUGACGCCCGAGUUGAUUCGGGAACGCUUCUACGAAAAAUUAUACAGUCUGCAGGGAAAGACGAGCACGUUCUGGACGGGCGCUGCCUGGCAUACGCACGAUUCUGCGAUGCUAUGGCGGUUCACGGAGGGCCUAUUGCCGACUUUCUUGGGACAGUGA